Messenger RNA from Paramecium sonneborni, 852 nucleotides. The record is from the annotation of a GenBank genome assembly. Lineage: Eukaryota; Ciliophora; Oligohymenophorea; Peniculida; Parameciidae.
AUGUCGAAAUCUAAUCAAGAACUCUUAGAAAGAGCAAUUAAGAUGAUAAAUUAAGAUAUAGAGAUUUAUUAAAAGUUAAAUACAGUACAAUUUGAUAAAGGAUUGGAUUUUUUUGAGAUUUAUUCAGAAUGCUAUGACAUAAGCAAUGCUAUUAAUAAUAGUAUCUAAAGAAUAAUAAAUAAUAUUGAUGAAGAAUCAGAUAAAGAUAAUAAAGAUAAUUAGAAAAGUGAUGGUAUAAUAUAGUUAUAAUUUUUUCUCAUACAAAUUGAAAACUAGUAAUAAACUGAUACAAGAUGUUAGAAUAUCAUUGCUAUUACAAAAAAACUUGUAGCUUUUUUAGAGAGAAAUUAAGAGUUUAAUAAUAAAUUCAAAAUUUAGAGGGACCAAUUAAAUUAUUUAAGAAUAAUUUAUAAUGAUCCUCAAUGUACUAAUGCUUUGAAAUCCGGACUAAAUCUAGUAUAUAUUUAUUUUCAAAUUUAGCUUACUGAAUGGUUAGUUGCGAUGUGUUAUAAAUUUAAAAUAAAUAAAAAAAUUGAUUUUAUAACUAAAACUUUACCCAGAGUAUAAUAUUAAGCAAAUGUAGUUUUAGAGUUUUUUUUAAGCUAAGAAGAUUAAAUUAGUAAAAACAAUUAAGUUGGAUAAUAAAAAAUAACAGAAUCUUUUUUAUCAGAUUAAUAGGAAAUUGCAGAGAUUUUGUCUGAUGGAUUUGUUUUAUAAUAAUUGACAAGUUCAUUAAUAGGAUCCAUUUAAGGAGGUUUUUGCAGUAUAGGAGAAUGGGUAUAAGGGGUCAUUUAAGCUUCAAAUUAGAAUUUUAACCAAUUGUAGAAUACAUAAGAAAAAAUAAAAAAAUGA